Messenger RNA from Daphnia carinata, 3628 nucleotides. RefSeq names its product EH domain-binding protein 1-like (gene Ehbp1). Gene Ontology annotation, molecular function: protein binding. Lineage: Eukaryota; Metazoa; Arthropoda; Branchiopoda; Diplostraca; Daphniidae. The transcript has 14 exons. The coding region runs from base 141 to 3002 and encodes 953 amino acids. The record is from RefSeq and is a predicted model, not a curated record.
AGUGUUUUGAUCGGCGCGGCGUGUAUAAAGAACAAUUGUUGUCUGCUAUGGAAUGAUAGGGAAGCGUAAUCACUAAGUUACUGAACUGAUAUCAUUCAUGGGCGUCCUUGAAUAGCCCCUCCUUUUGUUUAAAAAUAAAAAUGGGAUCUGUAUGGAAGCGGCUUCAGCGUGUAAACAAAAGAGCAGCCAAAUUUCAGUUCACUGUGUCAUACAAUGAACUAGUGGUUGAAACAACAUCCAAAUGGCAACCAAAUAUGCUUUGUGUUACAUGGACUCGUCGUAACCGCAGACUGGUAACAGAACCUAGAAAGUGGGAUCCAACAAUGAAAAAUCCUCUUAAGGGUCUAGUGGUGUGGACUGUUCCAGAAAAUAAGGAAGCCUCCAUAACCCUCUUUGGUGACCCACGAUCACAUGAUUUUGAAGAUAAAAUGUGGACCUUUUUUGUUGAAGAUGUUUCAAGUACAGGGAAACGUCGACAAUUGGCUAGUGCUUGCUUAAACAUGAAAUUGUAUGCAAGCAUGGUACCAAGUCAGCAGCCAGUAAAGCUCAAAAUGACACUCUCAUCAAAAAAGAUAGUUUCUGCAUCUCUAAAUUUAACAGUUUCUUGCGUUUUCAUUAGAGAAGGCAAAGCCACGGAUGAAGACAUGCAAAGCUUGGCCAGUCUUAUGUCAGUCAACACUAUUGGAGACAUUGCUCCAUUAGAUGAUUUUGAAGAAGAAGAUUGUAUUGAACCCAACUCAGAACUAUUGGAUCUUACUUCGCAAAUCAGUCAAUUUCUUAUGGAAACCGAAGAAGGUUAUCAGCCGGUACAAGAGGAGAAAGUAGAACCGUCUGUCGUCCCAAAAACAAAUGAAAUUAGCGAACCGAUGGCAGAGCAAGUUUCAGAAUCACCUCCGAUAAUCCACGAAAGUUCGAAGCCUAGACCUACAACAUUGGACCUGAAUACUCAUGCUGAGCCUGUUCCUUUGCGUCCUACGGUGGAUCAACCAGAGGAAGAACGUUCGUCAUUGGAUCAAGUGACAGAUGUGGCAGUCAAAGAUCAACCGAUCGAAAUUCAAACACCGGUUGUUGCUCAGCCCACCUCUGUGGCAGUAAACCCUAGCAAAGAUCUGCUCGAAUGGUGUCAAGAAGUGACGCAAGGCUAUAGCGGAAUAAGAAUAACAAAUAUGACAACUUCCUGGCGGAAUGGAUUGGCCUUCUGUGCCAUUUUGCAUCGUUUCCGUCCAGAUUUGAUAAAUUUCGAGUCUUUGAGUUCCCAAGAUACUCGAGGAAACUGUAAAUUGGCUUUCGAAACUGCUGAGAAACUGGGCAUUCCUCGAGUCAUAGAACCUGCCGACAUGGUUUUAUUAAACGUGCCCGACAAAUUGGCCGUCAUGACGUAUCUGCAUCAGUUGCGGGCCCAUUUUACUGGUCAGGAGAUGUCGGUUGCUCAGCUUGCAGGUGGUAGCGAAGAUGUUUCCUACACGUCCAUUUCUCAAAAUCCUACGGAUAAUCAGUCGGAAAGGAGCAAAAUCACACGAGAGAUUAUUAGUCAAGAACUGAAAGCCGCCGAAGAAGAAGCUGGAAGAAGACGAAGGCAGAGCAGCGGAAGUGGCACUGGAGUUAUCUUCCGUCGCGAACAACGGGUUAGUCCCACGGAAGAAAAUGUCAUGAUCGCUUCCGGAACGGCCACUGCCGCUGCGGCCGUACAGAUGGUCAAAGACAAGGCGAAGUCCCUCACAUCAGAAUUAAUCAAAUUUGGCAAAGUUUUAUCGCCAACAAAAGAGAAAUCGCCUUCCAGUCCAGUAGAACCUCCAGCCCGACCCAGUCAGGUGAGGAACGGUCCUCCGUUGAUGACCCGUCAGCAACUGACGGAUCCGUUCGGCUCUGACGACGAAGACGAAGCCCCAACUAAAGUGGCGAAUGAAAGCCCGGAACGACGCCCUAGUCCAAGAGAAGAGUCGGCGGAAAAGAUCCGCCGUGAUAGUCAAGUCCCUUCUUUAUUGGUCAUCGCCGGAACGGCCGAAGAAGAACUCGAGGUGGUCAAAUCCAAUCCGCGAGACUCGAAAUCGGAUGAUUUGAAAGAGAGAGCUCGCAAACUACUGGAACAAACUAAACGAGAAGCAGCUGCUUCUUCAUCCGCCAAGCCUUUAUCGAAACAAGGUUCACAGGAAGAGGACGAACGUCAACAGCAGUUGAGAGAACGAGCUCGCAAAUUGAUCGCUGAAGCUCGUCAAGGUCUGUCGACCCCCGCAUCGACGCCAGUUGAACCGCUGAAUAACGGCGUGAGCCGGAAGAGUUCCAGCAGCCGUAGUCAUAGCCACAGUCCGAGUCCCAGCCCGACGGAAUCGAUUCAAAAAUUCCUGAGCAGCGGUGGCAGCCGCUUGCAGCACCUGAAAGGAAUGGUAGACAAGGCUCAAGAGGCUUCCAAUCGCAAAUCUAAGACACCGGAUCGUGAAAAAACGCCCGUCUACAUCGGCAACGCAAGUGGCGCUGCCGAAGGCGAUAGACGUGACACGAGCAAUUACAUAGCGAACGAACUGGAGAAGCUGGAAAAGGAACAGUUGAAGAUUGACCAGCAGGCGGCCAUUUUGGAGCGUAAACUACGCAAGCUGAUGGAGCCGAGCCGUGGCGGCCCUGUUAUCGGUGUGGAAAACCGCAACGAGACCGAAGAACAACUCAUGCAGCAAUGGUUUACACUGGUGAACAAGAAGAACGCUCUCAUCCGCCGUCAGAUGCAACUUAACAUUCUUGAGAAAGAGGACGACCUGGAACGGAGAUUUGUCCAACUCGACCAAGAGCUGCGUGAUAUUUUAUCUAUUGAAGAUUGGCAGAAAACGGAGGCGCAAAAGCUACGCGAGAAACUGCUGCUCGAAGAACUUGUGGCCAUCGUCAACAAGCGCGACGAGUUGGUCCACCACUUGGAUAGUCAAGAGAAGGCCAUCGAAGAAGACGAUCUGAUUGAGAGGGAAGUACACAACGCCGAUUUGAGCAAUCACGACCGAGGCUGCGUCAUUCAAUAAUAAGGCCUACUAACCCUACCCGUCUUCUUGCGAAGUUGAACGGGAAUUAUCAAAAACGGAACAAUAAUAAUAAUACGGAAUCAUAAUAAUUAAUCAUGCCAUACCAUAUUGCUUUGAUUGAAAAAAUUAGCGUAGCCGAACGCUAGAAUGAUGGCAAUGGCUUUCUUGUUUCUCAUAUGUAGAUCACCAUUGAAAGAGAAUGAUUCUAUUUCGCUACCCUCCCUCUCUGGCUACACUAUCCCCACAACUCAUUUCGCAUUUGAAUACUCCUUUUUCUAUAUAAAAAAAAAAAAAGAAAAGUGCUAGUUUAAAUAGAUCCAUCGACUUGUGUAACGAAAAGAGCGUGAUAAUACCCCCCUCCUUGCUCCCGAAAGAUGUUAGCACGUCACGUGUUUGAUGGUUCGUCGUGUGCUGUAUCUCCUCCUAACAAUCAAGAGGUACAUUGUUGAGCUUUGCUUCUUUACUCCUUUUUAAUAUAAUUUUCUUAAGUCACCUGCAUCUCUCCGAAAUGUGUCUCUUAGCCUCCUCGUUUGAAAUGAAUUGCCUCUUAUUUCCCCUUCCUCCUCCUCCCCGUAUGAUAUACAUAUUUGGACGGCGUCUAGUCGGAUAACUUUCAUGCGCGAAAA